UACGAACAUAUAAAGUGUAUUUUUUUAAGUGGGAUAUAUAAGAAUAUGGAUCGUCCCUUUAAUUUGUUGUUUUACAAUGCCAUUUGCCGAUUCAUCAGAAUGAAGCAACCAAUAUCUGUUACUGUAAGGCACAAGAGUACCAGCAAAACCAACAAAGUGAACGUAGUGCGCCAGAGCAAGAUAUUUAACUCUUUAGUUGGAAACCGGCGCGAAGGUAACACGCGCUGGUACCCCUCCCACGAUGUGAACACCAAGAGUCGUCCGUCCAGCUUUCAGCAAUCGGCAUCCAACUCCAUUCGUGCUCCAAAAUUCGGAGGAAUGUCUCAUUCACGUGCCCAUCUGGACAGUCGCAGAAUGUCCGUGCUAAACAAGAUGUUCAUGACGACCAUAACCGAUUUUUUGGCAACCGGAGAUGGUGAUGCUGCCCGCUCUAUUGUCGGCCGAGGUCUGCAAGUUUCCCAUGUAAAGAUCACAAGCGAUUUCUCGCAAAUCAAUGUGUACUGGUCUUGUGGAUCGUCGGCUGAGAAAGCUAACCCAAUGCUCGAGGAGGAAUUAAGCCGCUGCAGUGGCCAGCUGCAGCAUGAACUUUCCCAGCUGAAACUAAUGGGUGAAGUUCCCCGGAUUAAGUUCGUUCGGGACAAAACGAGCGCGAAUCUAUGCCAGGUGCAGGAAAUCCUGGCCCGGCUCGGUCCAUUUGAAUAUGUGCCUUCGCAAAACGAUUCAAUUGAGAGAAAAGUGAACAAUCCAUCCAUAGAACCUUCUUCCCACGCAGACAGUUGGCCGCAGAUGAGACAAGAUGUUGUAAAUUUUAACCAAAGCAUAGUAAUGGACAAGAUACUCAAUAAGAUGCAUAAAUUUAAAGAUGCCUGGGUCUCUCAUAUGAGGAUGUUGUCCAAUUCAAACGAUUCGGCAUAAAAAACGUUACUAAUUAAUCCACCUACAAACGCAUAGUGCAUUCAAUACUAUGGCAUAGUAAUAAAUGGUUAAAUAUUUAACAAUAUUGUACAAGUUUA
This is a messenger RNA of Drosophila serrata, 1013 nucleotides long. RefSeq lists its product as uncharacterized. Gene Ontology annotation, biological process: rRNA processing. The record is from RefSeq and is a predicted model, not a curated record. NCBI's taxonomy places the organism in Eukaryota, Metazoa, Arthropoda, Insecta, Diptera, Drosophilidae.